UGUCACUGGCCUUUUUUUUUCUUAUUUGCAUUUUUCUUUUCCAGUAAAAGUUUUGGAAUAUUUGAGGGUUCAAGAGCUCUCUGAACCAGAAUCACAAAACAACAACCUGUCAACCCCAUGCUGAGAACAUCAUUUCAAAUCACAUAAUAUUUCUGGAGCUGGGGUGUAACAGAUGGCCCAUUGGAUAUUUCGCACGAUACUUGUCUGCAUACCGUUAUGUCUUGCACUGGUUCAUAAUCAAGGCCAUCAGUUGUUUGAACCAAGAAACCUUAGGAUUUACUCAAAUAAUUCUCUUCAGCAACUGCUACUGGAAUGGGAUGUUAGUGAGGAAGCAUAUAAUUCCAAAAUAGACAUUGUUUUUAAUAUCCAAAUUCGUUUAAGAGAAGAAGACAAAAGAAUUAUUUUGAAUGUGAAUUAUACAGCAGUUCUCAAUAAAUCAAGACAACAGUGGAGUUUUACCUCUGAGGUACCCUUGCAGUGUGCAACGCACGAAGCCAGAAUAAGGAGCAAAGUGGCAUCUUCUCAAAUUUGGAGUAACUGGAGUGAUUGGGUAGCAGCAGAUGGCCCGGAUGUUCUCAGCAAUGAAAAAGAUCACAUCUUUCCUGAAAGAAAAGUAUUUGAGCGAGGUUCCAACGUCACAGUUUGCUGCAUUGCGAAGAAAAAUAAACAUGUAGAUAGUCUUACAUUUUACGAGAAACAACUGAAGACAAAUCAGCAACGAGUAUUAUUUACUGAAAAGCCUGAAUUUUCAUUCCCCCAUCGCUUUCAACUCACUUGUGGUUUUAACGGCAGUGUCAAUCACGUGUAUCUCUACCUCACCAGUCAGCCUGAUAAACCCCAAAAGCUAAGCUGUGAAACCGAAGACAUGAUUAAUAUUAGAUGUACUUGGGAUCCUGGACAUGUAGAGAAAGCUGAUUACUUGGAGAGACACUGUCCAAGGGAGUUUAUUCUGUCUGAUGUCUCUUCUACAAAAACAUAUUGUAGUACAAAGUUCGCAAAGAGUUGUUCAUUCAAGUGGGAUGACCAAUUCCUAUACAAUGUAAAGUUAACCUCCAGAAAUUGCCUUGGACAGAAACAUGAGCAGCUUAGUUUUAAUGUAAUGUACGUAGUUUGUCCUGUAAUUAUUGGUAAACCAUCAGUGGAUUAUCGAAAUGCUACUUUCAUUCAGUUAUCUUGGCAGAUAAAACCAAUAAAUGCAAGCCUAUCAUUGCUAUGCCAGAUCAAUGUUGGCGAGAAUAAGUACAAUAUCACAGUGCAGUCCAAUUCCGAUUCCCAUUUCCACUUUCAACUGGGUGGACUGCAACCUGCCACAAACUAUAUAUUUAGAGUACGCUGUGCUGCAGAUGUCAGUCCCUUCUGGAAAUGGAGUAACUGGACAGAGAGUAUAUCUGCUGAGACUACUGAAGCUGCUCCAUCAGGACUGCUUGAUGUCUGGAGACAUAUUAACUCAGGCUUGGAGCAACGUAAUGUAACUGUAUUCUGGAGGGAAUCCUCAGAAUUUCGUGCUAAUGGAAAGAUCCAAAAAUAUCUGCUAUCCUGGGAAAAUUUAGAGGACCCUUCUGCCCAGCAUCACAAUGACUCAGUUUCUGCAUCACAGAACUACACAAUUUCUCUUGGCCACAAUUCAUACAAAAUCCUUGUUUGGGCACAGAACAGAGCAUCUGUAUCCUCUCCCUCUGUGAUCAUCAUCCCAGCAACUGAUAAAAAUGGUAAAGUGCAUUAUAGUGAAGAGACUACAGACAACAAUACAGAACAUAAAAUUUAUAUUUCUUGGAAGCCUCAAAGCAAGUUCAGUCAGUAUGUUGUUGAGUGGUGCAACCAGCCCACACAUCACUUGUGUGAUUUUCAGUGGAAGAAGUAUGGGCAAAACCAAUCCAGUGAUCUCAUUACAUCUGAUGCCUUCAAACGUGGGGUAAGAUACACUUUUAAUGUGUAUGGAAUACAAGGUGAUAGAAGUUAUUUAUUGGAAAAGAAGGUCAAAUAUCUUGAAGAGGAACCAUCACGCUUCCUCUCAUGUAAUAUAGAUGCAAUCACCGCAAAUUCAUUAAGAGUCACUUGGAAACGAGAUGAUCCAGAAUUCAGCUCUGGUUUUAUUAGAGGUUACAUACUUUACAUGAAAAUAGAUAAUCAAAACUGUUCGGUACAAGGAUCCAAACAAUUUAGACAUGCAGGUCAUCUGAUAUGCACUUACAAAAUUGAAGAACCAAACCAAACUAAAUUCACAGUGAGACAUUUGAAACCCAAUACAAAAUACUUAUUUGCGCUUCAGGCUUAUGCUGUCAAUCCUAAUUAUACUGACAAUGUCAACUUUAAGGCAGUGUUUACGCCCGAUAAUGAAAAAUGGUUUUUCAAUCUACUUUACCUACUAGUGAUUAUCCCAUUAAUACUGAUGUGUGUGUGUUCCAGUAAAAGUAAUCGCGUAAGGAAUUGUUUGAAUCCUGUAAUACCCCAACCUAAAAUAACUCCAUUUUUGAAGAUGAGUCUUGGAAUAACAGAAGUAAAUGAUAUGAUCCCUAACCAAUUAGUCAUGCUGGAGAAGCCUCAGGAAUUCAGUCCCAAACAAUCUACUUUGGGAAUACUAUUGGAAAAUAAGACGUAUUCUCAAUUCACCUAUUAUCCAGAAGUGCAGAUAAAAGAGAGAACAAACCAGAAAUUCAACUCAGGUGUAACAUCCUACAAACCUCUCCAAGACUUUGGUUUUACAAGCAGCCCCAAUCCCUGCACACCAGAAGCACCUCUCCUUUCAAAAGACAAUUUGAAUUACAUCUACCAAACAGAAGUGGCUCCCUCUAUGAUCCGGGAAACCGAUUCUGAUUGUUCUGUACCUUGGUUAGAUUACAGACCUCAGCGCAGCAUAACUUGCAGAAGAAAUACAGAUUAUUAGAUUAAUAUUCAUAUCAGUUAUUUACCAGUAUAUUCAUUUCAGUUCACUGUGAGCAGCUUCUAAAUAAACAAGGUUACAUGUUUCUUGGGCAUUCUGAACAUCAACGAGUGAAGUUGGGAAAAAGAGGAAGAGAUGGAACAGUCUCUUGUACUGACUGAAGAUUCAGGUCAUUCUAGACCAAAUGUGGACAUGACACACAGUAAUAAAGGGACUGCAUAAAAUAACCUCUCAUGAAUGUUAAACAAGAUGUACAGGAUUGCAUCAUUUCCAGAUGAAUAAGAAAAAAUAUUUUAAAAUCACUUGGCUUCAAGUGACUUGAUUUCUGUCUGCAGUGUUAAAUUAUUAAAUAACUAUUCAGUUUCUUUGCAACUGAAUGGAAGUGGCAAAAAAAAAUGUGUUUCUUAAUUUUCUUUAAAAAUGUGUUCCUUUGGAGUCCAUGGAAGCGCAAAUGACAAAAACAUGUGAUCGCCCCAAAGGCUACUUCCAUCAGAUGUUGGGACCAAGUGUAAAACUGCAGCAAUUGUGUAAUGGAGUCACUGUGUGUUGUUAUUUUGAUGUUAUUUUAAUGUUUUGCUGGGGAUACCAAGCCAUCAAUUACAUUUUUCUUUAUGUCCCCAUUUUGGGGAAACACACAGCUAAUUUAAUAAUUGUGUAAUUACAGAACUGACUUACAAGAAGUAUAUGUAAAAAUUGGAGGUUGUAAUUGUAUUCAUU
Notechis scutatus (mainland tiger snake) is the source of this 3598-nucleotide messenger RNA. RefSeq names its product oncostatin M receptor (gene OSMR). Gene Ontology annotation, molecular function: cytokine binding; ciliary neurotrophic factor receptor binding; oncostatin-M receptor activity. Gene Ontology annotation, cellular component: membrane; signaling receptor complex; external side of plasma membrane. The record is from RefSeq and is a predicted model, not a curated record. Gene Ontology annotation, biological process: positive regulation of cell population proliferation; cytokine-mediated signaling pathway. NCBI's taxonomy places the organism in Eukaryota, Metazoa, Chordata, Lepidosauria, Squamata, Elapidae.